ACGUGGGUGUGGAUGAUUACCUCAUCUCUACGUGGGUGUGGAUGAUUACCUCGUCUCUACAUGGGUGUGGAUGAUUACCUCGUCUCUACGUGGGUGUGGAUGAUUACCUCGUCUCUACAUGGGUGUGGAUGAUUACCUCGUCUCUACAUGGCAUGACCGUCACCGUCAGUGCUGUCUAAGUUAGCUGUAGAUCUUCACUCUUACUUCAUCAUCAUCUCAACAUAGGCCUUGAAGAUCAUCAUCUGAUACCACCACUACUGUCACUGUCCUUUACUACAACUCCUACUGUCAUUGUCGACUAUCAUUGCCAUCAUGACCAUGAAGGAGUGCUGGUCACCGUGGUACUACUAUGAUAAUCUUAAGUCGGCCAGUAAGGCAUGUGCAGCCACUACCAUCUUCUUCAGUGUCUUCUCCAUCAUCUACAUCUGCUACUGUCUGGAUGGUGGGGAUUCUUCCCAGUUCUUCCUGCCCUUGUUUGAGACUGAUGUGGAUACAACCAUGAAAGGAGCUGGUGGGUUCAUGAUUGUCUUCUACCUGGUAUACAUCGUGUUCUCCAUCUUGAUGAUUAAGGGGGUGAGCAUAGAGCUUCGAGGUCUCAUUCUGCCCUGGCUUACACAGAAUCUCCUUUAUAUCCUCAUGAUCAUCGCCUUCGCUCUCUGGCUUCAAGCAUCUUAUUACCACUAUCUGUUGUCAGUGUUGUGGACCUGUCUCUACCUGCUGUUUGCUGCUGCCCAUAUAUACAUGCACAGAUGUGUCAAGAGCCAGUAUGACAUUAUUAAAGCAGCUCAGGCACAGAACAUUGAGCAGCUGUACUGAUGAUGUCUCCAGAUUCUAACUUCAAUACAUACUCCCUCCAUAAGCCUUUCAUGUAAAAUGCUGCACAGUGUAUAAUACUUUAAUACCAAGUGCAUGGUAUGUGCUGUUGUAUGAUACUUCAAUAGCACCUGCUUGGUGUAGACCCUUGUAUGUAACCACUGGAAUUUAUCUGUGCUUCAUGUGUCCUUGAGCUAUUGAAGAUCUGCAGUGGUACUACAUGAAUCUCUGAGAACAGUGGACAUUCCACAUGAAACUGGUUUUCUGAUCCGUCCUGAUGACACUUAACAUGUACAACACACCAUUUUUAGGUAAAUAGACCACAUUAUUGUGAUCUAUUUACCUGAUGCUUAUAAUUAUAUAUUUUUUAAAUAUAUUGUAUUUUGCUCUUCUUCAUGUUACUAAUUUUUGUGUAACAAUGUUUCUCACAUUCACAAUAUUUCUGCCAUAAAUUGUGUUGGUGUCCUUUAAAUUUGUAUAAUUUAUAUUUGUAAAAUGCAUUCUCAAAGCUCAUGCUAUAAAUUUAAGGUUAUGUAAGGUUUAUGGCCUGUCAACUGUCACUGUCAUUAAGGCAGUGUUUUUUCCUGUUUUUCACCUUCAAAUAUAGUUUAAUAUCAAACAGAAUUAACAAUUAAACUUUCAUAAACACCAAGAAAAUACCCUAAUAAAUUUAAUAUAAACAAAAUACUGAUAUCCAUUCACUGUUCACAACCAGGUGGUCUUAAUUUGAACCACGUCUUGCAGAAAAUAUUGACUAGUUGGCUUGAUGAUCCCUGAAAUGCAGUUUAAAUUAUUAUAAUUCUUAAAUAAUAAGAAAGAUACCUUAAGUUGAGCUUAUUUACUGAUAGUAUGUAAAUGCUAAAUACAGUCAGUUUGUUGAAAAAAAAAAUGCAAAAUUAGAAUAAGAGGAAGCAUGUGAUAGCUUCUCAGUGAUAAGAAAACAAGAAUUCUGAGAAAUAAUAAUUUAUGAAAGAAAGAUUUCACUUAAGAAAACACAAAUAUCAAUUAAAAGAUUAAAAGAGAAGUCUUAUAAUUCAGUACAGAAGUAUGUGUAGGAGAGCAGGGACCAUCACCAUUAUCAGUUUUUUAUGUGAACAUAUUUGAUAAGUUUGUGUAAAGAGUGCCACACCUACAAUCAUACUGUGUUGUUCCAUGUACUUCUGUGCAAUUUCUCUAUGACAAAACACCCCUUAGAGUACCUGUCUAAAAAUCACUCCCAAGAAUUUUCUCCUUUGAUCUCCUUUUUGAAGGUUUUUGCAGAUAACCAAUUAAGCAAUGAGACAAGGAACUUUAUUCAUAAAUACAUAUUGGGAAAUGCCUUCUCAUAGAGUAUUUCCUCAUGGCACACUGUAAAUAGAGUCUUAACCUACUUUAUAUUGAAAGCAUAGUUGGAUUAACUUGGUGUAAUGUGAGUUUUGAGCACAAAUUACACCAGAACAUAACUGCCUUACAGUGAUCUUAAGAAAUUCGUGUCAGUUUCCCUUCAAUCCCUUGUGCCUCAGUGGUGACAUGCAUGGGAUGUCUAGCAAGGGAAUAAACCAAUCCUGGUGCCUUCAUUUUCUGGAAUACUUGAAGUCCAGUACAUUCCGGCAUUUCUAUGAUUAUGGGAAACUUUGUCUUCGUGUAUAUUUAAGUAUUUUGUUGUAACCAAUUACAGUACAGGAGGGCCCUGCUUAUACAGCAGGUUAGGUACUGGGCUACUGUUGUAAAGCAAAAAUUCCUGUAAAAUGAAUUGUAGCCUUUUUUCACUUUUAUAUGCAUACAAAAGCCUGAUAGCAUGUUUACACUAUCAUAUAUUAGGUGAGUAAUAUAGCUAGGCCUAAAAAAUGUAUAUAAAGUACACACAUUACUUACCCUAAAAUAAUUUUAUCCUUAGCUAAUAAUGAGUGGUGAAUAUAUUUAUUGUAGGAAGUCUGAAUAAAUGAAGAAUGGGUAUAAUUGAAAACUGCUGUAAUUAGCAAAACACCGUAAAGUGAAGCGCUGUAAAGUGGGACCUGCUUGUACAUACGUUUGACAAGCUAAACUACGUAUUUUAUUAUUGAGAUAUUUUCUGUGCCAGUGGCUGCAUAAUUUCUUUUCUUAAAUGUGAGAAUAUAUUAGUUGAAAUAACAUUAAUUUUAAAUUAAUGUUAUAAGGAUUUUAUUUCUUAAUGACUUACUGUAGUUGACUAAUAAAGUAGUGAGUACAAGUCUGUAUAACUAUAGUUUACAAAUAAGAUUGUUUUGCAGUUGGGAAAUGCAGUGCCUAAGUUCUGAACUCUUUAAAAAAGAGUAUGGGGUGGUUGUGAUUUGCUGGGUCAUCACUGACUGUGACAACUGUGUGCUUCUGGAAAGGCAUCUGGAAACUAGGAUCCAAAACAAGGGAGAUUGAAAAUGCAUGCUCAACAUUGUCACAAUGAUGCCAGCCAGGAAUAAUUUCUUCAACACAUGAUCAGUAAAAGAAUAGAAGCUAGGCAAUCACACUAGAAAAAAUUAUAUAGGGGUUUAAAUGUAAGCAUGAUAAAGGUAAUUUCAGAAAGUUGAAGAGAAUCAAAGAGCUAUUGUUUUUCUCUUGUAAACUCAAAUAUUGUAUGUAUGACCCCUUGUGGGUAUAGUGCUUAGUUUUGAUUGUAAUAAUAAUGAUGUGCAUAUACUAAGGAGGUUCACAGAAAUGAAAAUUUGAAAUUUUAUUGUCUUGCCCACUUGUUCCAGUUAAAGAAUUAAUAUUCUUUGCCAGGUUUAAAAAAUGUUGGGAUUCAUUUAGAGGUGUCCCAAUGACUUCACAUUUUCACCCCCACCCCCUUUCCUCUUGCCUAUAAAAUUGGAAUUCCUGCUUUUUCUCCAGGAAAAGUAAAGUUAAGAUCAAAGAAAAUUGUUUUUGGACAGCUGUGGUGUAACAAAAAAUAAAAAUAAUGCAUAUAAUUCAGUGAACUCUCAUUUUAAGAGAUUAAUAGAGGGGAGGCAGUGUUUAUUAAAGCUGAUUGUUCAUUAAAUCCAGAGUAUGAGAAUAUUUUUCUAUGAUCAUAGCAGUAACAUACAAUUUUCGGAUUUAAUGUUUUAAGUCUGUUAAAUCCGAAAAUUCAAUCCAUAAAUUUAUUUUUGAACUUAAUGUACAAAGUGUGAAAUUCAAACAGAUAAAUUUACCCAGAAGAGAGAAGCUUACGACGACGUUUCGGUCCGACUUGGACCAUUGACAAAGUCACACUAACCAGAGGGGGAGCAGGACGGCUAUAUAUAGGCAGGAAGAGGUGGUGGUAGUAGUAGUAGUGCAAGAAUUGUAUAUAAUACCGACAAGAUGAAAUUAAGACACAUGCACAACACCCGGGCAUCCCCAUCGUAGACGCUUCGCCAUCCAGCCAGCCACUGGAUGGCGAAACGUCCACAACAAAGACAACCAGACGCCGCACAUGUGUCUUAAUUUCUAAUUAAUCCUCUCUAAUACACAACUUUCCUUGUAUGAACCUUAGCCCUGGCUUCGUCUCUGUAGAUGCCUUCCUCUCCCACUAUAUUGUAAAAUGCUCCAAACUUCAGAACCCCCGUGACUUAACCUGAAUCCUCAUUUUUUUCUUUUUUCUUUUUUCUUUUUUCUUCUUCCUCUUCCCCUUUCCUCUUUCCUUUUCUCCUCUGUUGUCUUUCUCUCUCCUGUCUCGUGUUUCUGUUCCUUCUUCAUUUAUUUCACCACUUCCCCUUUCACGCACCUCUGUGCGCUUGCUCUCCCUCUGUGGGCAUCUAGCUCUCUUGCAGUGCUCUCCUUCCUAUGUAUUUGACUGGCUCGUCUUCCUUAUUUCCCACUUCUACCACUACCACUACUACUACCUCUUCUUCUUCUACCACUACUACUACAACUACUGAUGAAAUUAAGACACAUGUGCGGCGUCUGGUUGUCUUUGUUGUGGACGUUUCGCCAUCCAGUGGCUGGCUGGAUGGUGAAGCGUCUACGAUGGGGAUGCCCGGGUGUUGUGCAUGUGUCUUAAUUUCAUCUUGUCGGUAUUAUAUACAAUUCUUGUACUACUACUACUACUACUACUACUACCACCACCACCUCUUCCUGCCUAUAUAUAGCCAUCCUGCUCCCCCUCUGGUUAGUGUGACUUUGUCAAUGGUCCAAGUCGGACCGAAACGUCGUCGUAAGCUUCUCUCUUUUAUGUGCGGGUUAUUUGUGUAUCGUUCCAGUCACGGUAUUGUGCCUUUUUUUGUUAUUUACCCAGAAGACAGCAACAGAAACAGAUAAUUCUGUAUUUAAUGGAAUUCUCCAUAAAAAUAAUGGGCAGUUCUGAUUUAAUGGGCUUUGUCCAUUAAAUCCAAAAUGAAUUUACCCAGUUGACCAUAAAAUUAAUGCACAAUCCUGGACUUAACAGACUUGUCUGUUAAAUCCAAAAUUCAGUAAAUCAGGAUCUGUUAACUCAAGGCCUUACCAUAUAAACAUGCUUUAUAGAUGGCACUGCUUAUGUUCACUCUGGGCCUACCAAAGUGUGUCUUAAAUAAUAAAAAUCUGAUGUCUUAAAAACAAGUUUAAGAAUGCUAUUCAUAUGCUUCCUUCCCCCUCACAAUUUACAUUUUGAUACAUUCAUAAUAUUGGCUCUGCUAGUUUUUAUACAUUCCCUUUGUCAGUUGGCUAUCCAAGACUUAUGUACAGUAUAUGAUCAGUUACGAAAAACGAGUUUUGAGAGAGAAAUGAGAAAAACUAUUUUAUAUAUGAAUCUUUUGCUCAUUUGUAUUAAUUGCUUUUAUUUAAAAUUUAAUUACAGUGGUACCUCGGGAUACGAAUUUAUUUCGUUCCAGAAGGCUGUUUGGGUGCUGAUACCGAACGAAUUUGUUCCCAUAAGGAAUAAUGUAAAUUAGAUUAAUCUGUUUCAGACUCCCAAAAAUACUUACAAAAGCACUUACAUAAAUACACUUACAUAAUUGUUUGAGUUUUGAGCUGUUCGUAUCCCGAGGUACCACUUUACUUAGUACAUGAUAGUAUAAUUGUACAUUACCUUUUAGAAAUGAGAUGAUCAAGUGUAGCAUGUAUGUGUACCUGUAUGUUAUUAAGUAAUAAUAUAAUUUUAUAACUUGAGAUUAAAGUUUCCGUCCAGAGAUGUGUAUAAGAAUCUCAUUUUUUACAGCAAACACAUUAUUGUAUAUCAACUUUAUUAUAUUUAAUAAAUCUAAAUCUACUCAAAA
This is a messenger RNA of Cherax quadricarinatus, 5957 nucleotides long. RefSeq names its product pasiflora 1. Lineage: Eukaryota; Metazoa; Arthropoda; Malacostraca; Decapoda; Parastacidae. The record is from RefSeq and is a predicted model, not a curated record.